Euleptes europaea (tarantolino) is the source of this 821-nucleotide messenger RNA. It is a transcript of the gene ABHD14A, whose product is annotated as abhydrolase domain containing 14A. Gene Ontology annotation, cellular component: cytoplasm. The record is from RefSeq and is a predicted model, not a curated record. The transcript is spliced from 4 exons. The coding region runs from base 6 to 815 and encodes 269 amino acids. NCBI's taxonomy places the organism in Eukaryota, Metazoa, Chordata, Lepidosauria, Squamata, Sphaerodactylidae.
AAAAGAUGACUGUGACUUUGAUCCGCAACAGGCUGGGUCUUUUGGUACUUGGAGUCCUUGUUACCUUUGUCCUCUACCUCUUGCUUCCUGCGAUCCAACAUGAGAGAUUUACGUCUUCCGUAGACAUCCCCAAGCCACGAGCGAUGGAGGAAGAUAUGAAGAAGGGUCCGAGCAGCAGCAAUGUCACCAUCCUGACAGGGACAGUCUUGCAGAACCCUUCUGUUUUCUUUAGAGAAGCUGUACUGAUACAGAAAGACGGGUCUCCCAGCACCGAAAACAGGCUAGACGUCAUCUUCCUGCACGGUCAGUCCUUCACUUCCAAAACGUGGGAGGAAUUGGGGACACUGGCUUUGCUCUGUGAGAGUGGGCAUCGUGCAAUAGCCAUUGAUUUGCCUGGGUAUGGGGAUACCCCACGUUCCAGCGCUUUAGAGACAGCACAAAGCCGUGUUGCCUUUCUGCAGCAAAUCUUCAAAGAGUUGAAGUUGCAAAGGCCUGUUCUAAUAAGUUCAUCCAUGAGCGGCCGCUAUGCCGUCCCCUUCCUUCUGGCCAGUGGGGAACAGCUGAAGGGCUUUGUGCCCAUCUCACCAGUGGGGACCAAGGACUUCACUUCUCAACAGUAUCAGCAAGUUCAGACUCCAACUUUGAUUAUUUAUGGAGAGCAUGAUACUGGCCUAGGCCUUCAGUCUCUGCAAAGCCUUCAACAUAUACCCAAGUCCAGAGUUGUCAUUAUGCCCGGAGCUGGCCAUGCCUGUUACCUUGAUAAACCUCAAGAGUUCCACAAGGCGCUGCUGAAUUUCCUGGGUGAGCUUAAGUGACUGUGU